GCGUUAACCAUGAGUGAUUACACGAGCGACAGGGGAGCCAAAGACGAGUGUUGCGACAAUGGCGACGAGUGGAACCAAGAUGAUGAAGGGCGAGGGGACACUAUCACUCAAGAAGAGAUCAGUGUACGUGAUAAUCUUGCAGGUGAAGUGAAGGAUAAAAGUUGUGACUGCGGUGACCAUGACGCCUUCCACUACUCGAUUGUCCAAGGCAUAUGCCCAAUCUGCAUGAAGGAAUUGACCGACGGGGUAUUGGUCAAGAGCUGUCUGCACGAGUUCUGCUAUGACUGCAUUGCGAUGUGGUCGAAGCACUUGGCAACUCGUGGUGCGCUUCCCUUGAAGUGUCCAGUCUGUCGUUCCCCAUUUCAAGCCGUAUUGGCGAACUUGCGCUCGGAAUACGAUUACGACACAGUGAACAUUUUGCACGCUGCUUCCGCCGCUUCUUCGAUCCGUGCCAUUGACUCUGUACGACGGAGAAGAAGUCUCGUUUACCGCAGACGGGUCCGCCCAACCACGGAAUGGCAACCAAUUCGAAAAUCCAACGACCAAGCCAGACCAUGGAUCGAUCGAGAGCUGCGUGUCCUUAUGGGUGAAGAUGCCGAUACAUCCUUGCUACUCCAUGUUGUGUUGACGUAUGUGGACCUCGCUCGCCAGCACCAGGCCAACUCCCAUCGGCACCCAUCGGCGAAGCACGCCAAGACAACAGCUCCUUCACCGCAUCCUUACACGAGCCUUACCAACACGAUGCGAGACUUUCUCCAUGAAGACGCUGAAUUAUUUGUGCAUGAAGUUGCCAAGUUUAUGGCUAGCCGCGUCAACAUGGCCGAGUACGACCGUGACCCCGACCCACGUGCCCACGACGCAACCGAUCGUCAAUAAUAGAUUGAUUAUAAAUGUUAUGUGAAAACAUAUUCCAGCAAUUUACUGUUAGAAACAACUACAGGGCCAACAGUACUUGAAGUUUGUAUUGAAUGAAAAU
Aphanomyces invadans is the source of this 976-nucleotide messenger RNA. RefSeq lists its product as hypothetical. The record is from RefSeq and is a predicted model, not a curated record. The coding region runs from base 10 to 876 and encodes 288 amino acids. Gene Ontology annotation, molecular function: ubiquitin protein ligase activity; metal ion binding. The transcript has a single exon. Gene Ontology annotation, biological process: protein polyubiquitination; protein monoubiquitination. NCBI's taxonomy places the organism in Eukaryota, Oomycota, Saprolegniomycetes, Saprolegniales, Verrucalvaceae.